Molecule: messenger RNA, 1074 nt
Organism: Penicillium angulare
Lineage: Eukaryota; Fungi; Ascomycota; Eurotiomycetes; Eurotiales; Aspergillaceae
Exons: 4
Coding region: 1-1074 (357 amino acids)
Biological process (GO): regulation of transcription by RNA polymerase II
Cellular component (GO): chromatin
Molecular function (GO): DNA-binding transcription factor activity, RNA polymerase II-specific; RNA polymerase II cis-regulatory region sequence-specific DNA binding
Source: RefSeq, a predicted model, not a curated record
AUGAUCAGUAUCUCUUCUACUGGACGACACAAUUCAACCACUUCAUUGCCUUCCAACCUCAUCUCGGUUCUCAACACUCCCGGCACAUCUAUCUCUCCUUCACCAGAACCUUCCCCAUCUCAAUCACACACCAUGGUUGGCCGCAAGAACAACAUGCGCCCAAGCCCCCAUGCUGAGAUUCCUAUGCCCAUCACCUACACUCCUACCACCCACCGCAUCAGCAAAGCAAAGAAGGGCAAGCGUGUUCACGCUUGCGAAUUCCCCGGUUGCAACAAGGUCUUCACUCGUGCCGAGCACCGCAGACGCCAUGAAUUGAACCACAACCCAGAAGCUUCCUACCGCUGCACACACGCCGGAUGCAAGAAGGCUUUCCACCGCCCAGAUUUACUUGCGCGACACAUCGAGCGACACGAACUCGAAUCGCAAUCUGAACAGUCUCAAUGGGCUCCUCAGACUCAGUCUCAGCUCGGCAAUGAAUCUAGCUCAAUUCCCCGCUGCGUUUCUAUGGACACUGGUUCUCUGCUCUCUGGUACUUCUCAACCCAACUCUAUGUCAAUCGGCUCCCUGGUGGCUCCUGGUGUGCACCCGGAUCUCACAAAUGACUGCUCUUUGGUCUGGAGUGGUAUGGACCUGCCUCUGCAGCCUCGCCCAUCCACCAACCUGUUCCACCACCAACUCCCAGAAAAUGCCGAUGACAGCCCCUUCUACUCUUCGCCCGCAGAGACCUGCCCCUCCCCUCUCUCGGAUACCGCCUUCUCUCUACCCACCCACAGCAGCUCUAUCUCUUCCGGUUCCAUCUCAAUGAUGGACCACUACCCCAAGGGCAUUAUGAAGCCCACCGAUCUGACUGCCUCCCCAAUGACAAUGAACUCUCCACUUCGCUGGGACGGCUCAGAUGUGGUCCCCACAUCUCAUUUGGUCCCCAUGUCUUUGGAAGAGAACCUGAUCCAACCACCUGUUCAGUGCCACUACCCAUCUCCAUCAUGGUCCGGCUCUGACUGCCUGCCAUACGAUGAUCAGGUCCAAUCCUUGGCUCACUUCCAGCCCAUCAGCUGGAAGCAAUGGGCUAUGUAA